Molecule: messenger RNA, 1305 nt
Organism: Sclerotinia borealis F-4128
Lineage: Eukaryota; Fungi; Ascomycota; Leotiomycetes; Helotiales; Sclerotiniaceae
Source: the annotation of a GenBank genome assembly
AUGGAGGCUCCCGGAUCCAUAGAUGAUCUUGAAAUUCAACAUGAAGGAUACGUCAAACAAGCCAUGGGAUAUAUAGGCGGGAUUCUGGGACAAAUUCAAAUCGAGCUUGAGAAACAUUUAUCUGACGGUAUCAAAGCUCACAAGGACCCACGACUACCAGAAAUUGAGAGACCAACUCCAAGCAUAUGCUCGGGAGAAAGAGAAGCAUCCGACAAUAGCGGCCGCGAUCAAGCAGCAUUGCAACUAAUCCAAGCAAAAAGGAGAAUCCAAGAACUAGAAGCAGAGGUCAGGAACCUCCGGGCUCGGUCUAACCUAGCACAAGCUAAUCCGCCCCCUCAAAAUGUACAAGCGCUGAAUAAUGAGAUCACAAGACUCACAGAGCAUAACGCGGAACUGCAAGAGGAGGUUGAUGCUUGUGCGCAACGGCUUGAAGCGGCGAAGCAGGAGAGUAAUAGAUUUUUCAGGUACAUUAUAUCAUCAAAGGCCCGGCCAAUACAUAUGGAUAAUUUCUUCGUGCUCAAUUUCAACAAAUUGUGGCGGAAAACCCAACAGAUUGGCCACCUACUUAAGGAUUCCGACCAAAGACCGAGGGAAAUAGAAGGACGUCAACGAACACCAAGAGAUGUGUUCUUGAGCAGUAUUUGGGGUCAUAAGAAUUUAGGUCCGGAGGAAAUUAGAAACAGAAAUAUAACGGCCGUGUUUGAAUUCUUGAAUGACAAGAUUCUUCUGAAGCCUGCAUUUGAUCUUGACGAUGAAGAUGGUAGUGGAGCUAUAGAAAAAGCACUUGUGGAGUUUGAGACAAGGGUGCAAAACUCUCCUGAAGGUAGUCACCCUCUUAAAUCUGAUAUUAUUGAAUGGAGAAAAUUCACAAUAGGGUGUGCGAAACGACUACAAACGAAGAAUCGCGGAACAAAAAUAAAUGCUUUGGUGGCAGCUCUGUGGAAUUUCUUAGAACCCUUACGAGUAGCCGAUAACAGCCCUCAAAAUAUCAACCAAAAUCGAAAAUUAAGGAAACAGAUAUUGGAGUUGUGUACAGAAAGCUUUCAUUUAAGCCAGCUUAUGAGAGUUGAGCCUAAUUCUGAGUUUGAGAUCGUGGUCCCGCAGCCAGGAAGCCAAGUGCCGGAUGACCCUGAAGAAGGUACCAGACCUGUAGAGCCAUAUGCCGAAGAGGGAGGAUAUCCCGCACAGCUUGCUGGCACUGUUGCUUUCACGCAAUUUGGAGGAUUAACGAGGAUUAACCAAAUAUCGGGGGGGGGGGGGGGAGUUGUUCUGGUAUCAACAUGGGUGACCCUGAAAGCUGCAUGA